Molecule: messenger RNA, 2294 nt
Organism: Prunus mume (Japanese apricot)
Lineage: Eukaryota; Viridiplantae; Streptophyta; Magnoliopsida; Rosales; Rosaceae
Molecular function (GO): protein binding
Source: RefSeq, a predicted model, not a curated record
AUGGUCGCCGCAUUACCGUGGUCAACGAAAACCCCAGACUAGCAUUUAGCCACGACUUUGUGUGUGCACCCUGCAAACCACAACCCCAGUGAAAAACAAAAUAAUCAAAACCCUAAGCCCCAGAUGCUCAACCAUCCCAAAGCCUGGUAUCUACGAUUCAUUUGAUUCAGGCAAAGAUCAUGAGGCGCAAACAAGCCUGCAGGGGAAGGGGAAGGCCACGAAAGAAACCCAAUGUGGUCAGUGAGAGAGUAGUAAGUGAGAGAAUGGUUAAUGAAAAAUUGGUCAAUGAGAAAGAAGUAGCAUUCUUGAAUUUUGUGAGUCAAAAUGUUGAAGAAGGAAAUGAUAUUGGGUGGAAUCAAUCUGAUAACGAAGACCAUAAUGAUGAGGAAUUUGACCCUGAAAUGGAGAUUGAUUCAGGUAAUUCUUCUUCUUCUUCAAUGGGGAGUGACUGGUUGUACGGGGAUCAAAAUGUGAGCUCCAUGGAUAGGACUGUGCAGAGAUUGCUUAGGAAGUAUGGUGAAGUGAAUCUCCAGAUGGAAAACUCAUCCAAGAAGAUUGACGGUGCACAAACUAAGCCAUUGCAAGUCUUUGGUUCCUGGAGUAGAUUCCAGAAUGAGCAAGAGGCGCCUUCACAUGAUCCUUGCUGUAACAAAAAAGAAUUAAACGCUUCUCUGGCGGUUAUUAAGAGGGUUAUGAAAAUGGAUGCAGCUGUACCUUUCAACAUUCCUGUGGAUCCAAUUGCUCUGAGAUUACCAGAUUACUUUGAUGUCAUAGAUACACCAAUGGAUUUUGGAACAAUAUGCAACCAUCUUGAAAAUGGUACUAAGUACACGAACUCGGAGGAUGUAUUCAAGGAUGUCCAAUACAUUUGGAAGAACUGCUACAACUAUUACAAUGAGGGUAACUUUGUUUUGGACCUUAUGAAAAGGGUGGAGGCGAAGUUCAUGACGUAUUGGAUAGCUGCUGGUCUGUCCAGUAAAGAACCAGGGACAAGUAGCAUUUUAAGAAGCUCAAAUGUGGGGAAAAGGAGGACACGAGGGCCCACCCGUAACCUUAAACUAGCUCAAAUUCCGAUUGGGGAAAGAUUUGAAAUCAGCUGGAGAAACCGGAGAGCUGUAGGUGAUAGCUCCACAAUUUUCAAAUCAGAGUGUACAGCCCUGGUUAGGCAAACCAGGGAGCUACCCCUGCAGGUCAAGUCGUGGAAGAAAAUCCCAUUUGAGAUUAAAAAGAAGGCAUUUGAACAUAUGUUGAAGCGUUUCAAAGUUGAAGAUCACAUGACAUGGGUAUUGGAUCAGAUUCAUAGAUCCUACCACAAUUAUCGGCAUUACCUCAAGAAGAUAUGGUAUGAAACAUGUGAGACAACUGAGGAAGCACGGAAAAAAAUACCACCAAAUGUUGCGGAGGAUGAUUGGCAGUAUCUUAUAAACAUGUGGAGCUCACCUGAAUGGGAGUCAAUUAGUAAGAAAAAUGUGGAGAAUCGUUCCAAAAAUAACAUAAUCCACACAUCUGGUUCCAAGAGUUUCUCACAAAUCCUCGAGGAAGAGAGAAAGAAGACUGGAAAUGACCCUGGACGUACAUUUCUAUGGGAACUUACCCACGUGCGGCCUGAUGGACUAGCUGCAAAUCCAGCUUCACAGGAGGCAUUGUCAAAGCUCAAGAAACUUUAUACUCAAAUGUCUGUGCAGAACUCACAGAUGACUGAAGACGAGAUUUUUGUAAAGGUUUUUGGACCUGAGCGUUCGAGUCGGGUGCGUGGUUAUGGAAAUGGUGUAACCCCAAAAGAGUUAUGGGGCCCAUCAUCUUCAUCAUCAUCUACUCUUAGUGAGCUCAGAAGGCAACUUGAGGAAUCAAAGCAGCGACAAGAGGAGUCUGAACAAAGAAGUGCUGCUGAGGUACAGGGCUUGAAAGAGCAACUUGGUCGGGUUGAGGGUUUGCUAUCAGUUCAAAUGAAUCGGUUUGAAGGUUUACUGGUACAGUUGACGAGUCAUAUGCACUCCCCGGCCCAAAUUGAGAGACGUACUGAAAAUCCACCCUCCCGAAAUGGCCGCCCACGAAUGACCCGACCUAGAAAAUGAAGUUCAUAUCAGCUAUGUUUAUGUUUUGUCUUCCGGCAAGAAGUUGAUAGUAAUAUAUUUGGUUGAUACUGUAUUAUGUUACAUUUGAUGCAUCAAAUGUGCUUUGUGAACUACAUGGACGUAUGUUCAACUAGGAACUGAUAAACUGAAGGGAUGACACGUUCAACUCGUAACUGAUAAACUGUGAUCGUUCCAGUGAAGUUUUUGUUUUUGUUUUUU